GACAUCCUCACUGUCAUGGACAGGAAUGAGGCUUCGUCGGCAUCUGCUGCCACCAUGAAAAAGAAGGCGGCGGGCGCCGAGGGGUGCAGCCACGUCAGCGCACCAGAGGCCGGCGUGUCCAAAUGCCCGAGAAGCGACAGCAGUCAGAACUGUCUGGACUCCGGUUCCCCCGCAGCACCGAGCGGUAAGCAGCCCGGCGCCGUCUGCGACGUCGUGAUGGACGAGACGGAGGACGGAGAAGAGGAGUCCAAGUUUCCGCAUCCGCGGUUGCGCCGUGCCGGGGGGAGCGGCGGCGGAGGAGGAGGCGGAGGAGGAGGAGGAGGAGGAGGAGGCAGUAUCAGGAUGAAGAACUUUACGCCAGGAGGGGGAGCCGCGUCCUCGGGUUCCAGGAGGAACUCAAACAAGGAGCUUUGCCAUACGCACCCAGAGGACGCUGCUGCCGCUCCACGGCCCACUGCUGCCUCCAGAGCUACGAAGACCCAGACACCCUGUCCGGGCGAUGCUGCCCAGCGCGGCGAGACCAGCAGAGCAUCCGGGGCCCAGGCGUCGGGAUCAGCGGUCGCGUCAGAGGUUCUAAACGCGACAGCAGGUGAUGGUUGCAGAAGCGUCGCUCCAGUUUCCAGUAUGAAAUGCAACAAAAACGGAGAAUGCAGGAGGGACUCGGGUACCGGGAGCCUGCGCUCGAUCAUCUCCAAGCAGGAGAGGCAGACGGGAGGGUCGGGGAGGGCCGAGGAAGGAGGGAGCGCCAAGCGAGGAGCCCGUAACUCGACUACCGCCAGCAUGGACGGUUCGAUCACGCCAGGCGGGUCUCUGACCGGCGGGCACGGAGGAGAGAGCGCGAACCCCGGCACCACCCCUGUGUCCGGCGGUGCCCCCGAGAAAAGGGACUCCAAGGUGUCCUUCUCAAACGCACCAAGUCGGAAAGCGUCGUCCUCGCUGCACGGCCCAACUCAGACUCAAACCCAGCAGCCUCGGAACUCUGUGACUUUCCUGAAGCCGGAGGACGGGCCGCCGAUUGUGCCCGCCGAGGACGCGGAGCCCCAAGGCAGCCAAGUCAGCUUCAUGCAGCGGCAGUUCAGUAGUAUGCUUCAGCCUGGAGUUAACAAAUUCUCCUUGCGCAUGUAUGGUAGUCAAAAAGCAGUGGAGAGAGAGCAGGAGAGGGUCAAAUCAGCGGGGAAUUGGAUUAUCCACCCUUACAGCGAUUUCAGGUUCUACUGGGAUUUCACAAUGCUGCUGUUUAUGGUGGGCAACCUGAUCAUCAUCCCUGUAGGCAUCACCUUCUUCAAGGACGAGACCACUACGCCCUGGAUCAUCUUCAACGUGGUCUCUGACACCUUCUUCCUCAUGGACCUGGUGCUCAACUUUCGCACUGGAAUCAUCAUUGAGGACAACUCCGACAUCAUUUUGGACCCUAAAACCAUAAAGAGGAAGUACUUAAAAACUUGGUUCAUUGUGGACUUUGUGUCCUCCAUCCCAGUGGAUUACAUAUUCCUCAUAGUGGAGAAAGGGAUUGACUCGGAGGUGUACAAGACUGCUCGCGCCCUGCGGAUCGUCCGCUUUACCAAGAUCCUAAGUCUUCUGAGGCUGCUGCGGCUCUCCAGAUUAAUACGCUACAUACACCAAUGGGAAGAGAUCUUCCAUAUGACUUAUGACCUGGCCAGUGCCGUAAUGCGGAUAUUUAACCUGAUUGGUAUGAUGCUGCUGCUGUGUCACUGGGACGGCUGCCUACAGUUCCUGGUUCCCAUGCUGCAGGACUUCCCCUCAGACUGCUGGGUGUCCUUAAACAAGAUGGAGAACGAUACCUGGUCUGAGCUGUACUCCUUUGCUGUAUUCAAGGCAAUGAGCCACAUGCUUUGCAUCGGUUACGGCCGGCAGGCCCCUGAGAGUCUUUCAGACAUCUGGCUCACCAUGCUGAGCAUGAUUGUAGGAGCGACUUGCUACGCUGUUUUCAUCGGCCACGCAACGGCUCUUAUCCAGUCCUUGGACUCCUCCAGACGGCAGUAUCAGGAAAAGUACAAACAAGUGGAGCAAUACAUGUCCUUCCACAAGCUGCCUUCCGACUUCCGUCAGAAAAUCCAUGACUACUAUGAGCACAGAUACCAGGGCAAGAUGUUCGAUGAAGAGAGCAUUUUGGACGAACUCAGUGAGCCUCUCAGAGAGGAAAUUGUGAACUUCAACUGUCGCAAGCUGGUGGCAUCCAUGCCGCUGUUUGCCAACGCAGAGCCGUACUUUGUGACGGCCAUGUUGACCAAGCUGCGUUUUGAGGUAUUCCAGCCGCAUGAUUACAUCAUAAGGGAAGGAACCAUUGGGAAGAAAAUGUACUUCAUUCAGCACGGAGUCUGCAGCGUCAUCACUAAGGGAACUCUGGCAAUGAAACUCUCCGACGGCUCUUAUUUUGGAGAGAUCUGCUUACUGACGAGGGGUCGGCGAACGGCCAGCGUGCGAGCAGAGACUUACUGUCGGCUCUACUCGCUGUCUGUUGACCACUUCAAUGAGGUGCUGGAGGAAUAUCCCAUGAUGAGGCGCGCCUUCGAGACUGUUGCCAUUGACCGUCUAGACCGCAUAGGUAAAAAGAACUCCACCCUGAUGCACAAGGUUCAGCAUGACCUCAACUCUGGUGUCUUCAACAAUCAGGAGAACGAGCUGAUCCAGGAGAUUGUCAAGUACGACCGCGAGAUGGUGAAGUUGGUGGACCUGCAGCGUCCACGGGCCAUGUCAAUGACCCCGUCCAUUGGCGGCAUCUUUGCUCCCCCUGGUCAGUCGCAGUCAGGCUCUGCUAUCGCCACGCUUCAGCAGGCCGUGGCCAUGAGCUUUUGUCCCCAGAUGGCGAGUCCGCUGGUGGGUCCGGGGACUCUGCAGUCUCCUCGUAUGGUGCGACGGUUCCAAGUGAUGCAGAGCCUGGCCAGCCCGGUGGCCAUGUCCCCCCUUCAGUCGCAACCUCCUCAAACGUUCGGAGGGGCGUUUGGUUCCGCGAUCUCCAGCCCGCCUGUUCAGAGCCCGCUCGCAGCGUCAGGACGGACUUUCCAGUACAUGACAAGCGCAGGACCCUCUGGCUCCCAAUUGUCUCUGGUACACCACCAUGCACCCAGCCCAACACAGACCCAGCAGAGGCCUGCCUCUCACAAGAGCACCCACUCCCUCCAUGCAGGUAGCUUAAGCCAGGACACCCGGGCCAUAUCUGCCUCCCAGCUUUCCCUUCCCCAGGAAGGAACACAACCAGCUGCCCCUGCAGCCCCGAGCCCUCCACCAUCCACCCGCACCUCCAACAACUCCAUUGGUCCCCCUCAGCCCCCUCACCCCAACCUGCCAGGGCCCUCGGGGGUGGGGAGAUCAGCAGGAGCUCAACAAAGGGUGGCCUUUGCCUCCACUCCCUCUCCCGGUGGACCUGCUGGAAAAGGGGCAGUAGCAGCAGCUGCUGGAUCAGGACCUCCAGACUCUGGAGUUCCCAAGAAAGAUUCAAUUGUCAGCCUUCCAGAGCUAGACUCUGCCAGAUCCCGGCUGUCUUCCAACUUGUGACCCUGGUAGAGUUCAGGAAAGAGGCCUUUUUUUGUAGGAGAAUCUGUUUGUUUUAGGUCAGUCCAGCUGAUUUGUCAGCCUGCUAAAUGACCUAUCAGCAACCGCCAGCGGCAGCAGUCAGUGGACCUGGAUGCACGGCUUGCCGGUGUCAGCAGAAGGAAAAGAUCAACUCAAAGUCUUUUUGAGUCUAGACACUUUGGCUAGGACGAGUCUAUACAAUUAAACUAGUAUAACUUAAGGUGGAACUGGUCUAGUCUACUGUGCCAGCAACUUUAGUCUUAGUAUCACCCCUUACACUGCUUCCAAACACCUACUGUAUAUCGCUGUCUUUACUGUAAAGGUAUGAAGAAAAGUAUGAUUUAUGUAACUAUUGCAUACUGUGUAGAAUCCAUGCAAUGCAAUCUAGCAGGAGCUGGACUUAAAAAUGAAAAUCAGGGACUUGAGGUCAAAUGACAAUGACAUUUUAAGCGUUUAAAAAGUGUUUUGAGUGUAAUUUUUCUGUAUAAGCUGUCGUAGCAAAAGAACACAUUGCUCUUCAUAUUGUUUAAAAUAGUAGUGAAAAUAGUGAUUUAGACCGCUGGUCGAUCUUACAUCGAUUUGUAAAUAGUUGUUGAAAAAAUACAGAGGGAUAUUAUAUUCAUUGUAUCUACCCAAACCAAAGUUGAGCUUGAACACAAAGUCUGGUUGUGUCUGUAUCAACUAAAAAAGAAACAUAGAAGAAAAUGCCAUUUAUUUAACUGCCUUGAUUCAACGUUAGAAGCCAUAUAUUUGGUUUGUGUGUAUGUAUAUAUGUGGGUGUAAGUUUGUGUGCAUGAGUUUGUUGGGUCAUUUUGGUUACAUUUUCAAAGAAUGGACUCACACACGCUAGCUUUGUAAAGCGCAAUUGGUUUCACAUGCUAACGGCAACACUGACCUGUUUUCAUGAAACAUCUGGCAGGCGGUCAGCUGUUUAGUCGGCGCACUGAUUGUAACCCUGAAGGCAAAGGUGGUUAAAUAAUAUGAGCUUUAUUGAAAGGAAACAUUUGUGAACAACCCACACUGUAUACUUGCUUGUUUUUGUCUAGGUUUAUUGAUUAACACAUGCAAUAUAAUUCUGCAAUACUCUACCCCGCCUAUAUAUAAAUAUAUAUGAAUAUAAAUAUCUUUACAUAUGCUGUACAGGAAAGUUUUCCUUUCAUUUUCUUUUUAAUGUGAAAUCUUAAAGAAUCCAGCAGCUAUUGUGGCUUCACUUGAAGUAUUGUAAUCCAGUGACCAUGUUGUUACGUUAACCAAAAAUGUUGGGAGGGAAUGAGAGGACAUGUCAUUUUUGUUAAAACAGGCGGGACAAACCGCUCAAAGCUGGUUUAGAGUCCCAGGAAGAACACACACUUUGAGUUCAGCAAGUCACAUCCUCGAAAACGUCACUUUAAACACCAUUUGAAGAUAUUCAAUUGUAAGAUAAAUGGGGGUGGGAUAUAUGGGGCAUCAAUGCCUCAGUUGUAAAAACUCUGCUAAUCUCCACACGCCCCAUACGAACCCAAAACUCCCACGAAUGUCUCAAUGUUUCGAUCCACAACAAACCCAUUUUUUAAAUUUCGGCAUUGGGCUUUCGGCUUUGGUUAUAUUUGUUCAAAAUAUUCUGAUCCUGUUGAACCUAAAAGCCUUCUCUUGCUGAAUGUAUGCCAUGUGAGAAGGAAGGGAGCUAAUCAGAUAUAAACUGCCAUGUAAAUAAAGGGACAGAGGUUUAACGAGGCUUUUAUGAUGCAAGGAGCAGGGCGAGGCAUCGCUGUACGUGUUGCUGCGUGUCUGCGUGACCUUUUUCAGUUUGACGAUGCUUUUCUGGUUAGAACGUUGCUGUGUCGAAACUCUGUGUUCCCCCCUCGCCCGCCCACACAUCCUACCCACACGUCCAUCACGGAGCGAUCCCCUUUUAUAGUUCAUUCAUUGACGCGUUUUUAACCGUUUUGAACUCCUGUCGAGGGUAAACAUUGCAGACAUUCAGCUGACCCCCUUUGUGUUGCACCUCACCCGAGUAAUCAAACCGAAAACUGAUGCUCUGUUCUCUUAAACCAAGUGCAGUACUCCUUCUGGACCCAUUCUCUGGUUAAACUACGAAGGACCAAAAAAAAUAAAUCCAAUUGGGAAAGAAAACAGGUAACUGAUGAAUUAACAAACACGGCGUUUAACUUUCUCAGCUCUGAGCAUCGAUCCAGUGCCAAACUCUAAAAUCGAUGGAAUGGACAUUUCACUCAGGUUCGCUACCUUUUCAGAGAGUUCCAUUGAUUGCCGCAGCGUUGCUGUUCAUCGAUUGAUGUCGUCCUUUCCGUCCUCCCGUAAUCAACGUGUAGAUUUAACCGCGCUGAAAGGUUCCCCUUGAAUUCUGAUUGGCCAAGAACAACAACGAUGAUCAAUCGAGUGGAAACACAAACCCUGGAAUUGUUAUCAACAGAACUUGCUGUCGUUUUGAUCACUUUGAGGGUCGCUUAAGUCCUGAAACAAUGUGAUUGUUUUAUCCAAGGGCUUCGUUGUAUGGUUUAUAAACCCUUGCUCAUUGCCCCUGCAGAGCGGCUACAUUUCCACAUUCUAUCAGUGACAUGCACUAAACCUUGUUCAUUGUCGUACCUGCCGCACAAACUCACUCCUUCAGCAGCGCGGGAACGUUGUAUUGCUUUUUUUUUCCCGCGGGAAAGGUUGAUGCCAAAACGCCAAUACGAUUGUGAAUGAGUCAAUAGCUGUUGUGCGCUUCAAUACCGUUCCAGUGCAAGUAGUCGGUCCUGUUCCCUAUUCCUUUGUGCUAAUACCAGAGUUUGCCCUAUUAAGCUGCUAUCAGGACUGUGCUGAUAUUAUUUGAAUGAGUCCACAGUCAGUGAGAGCAAGAUGGAAAGAGAGCUAAAGAGCUAAUGUUUCAGGCAAUAUCAGGCACGUCUCUGUUUCAUUGCGUCCAUCCAGUAAGAUACUGUAGUGCGUAAUUCACUCCCACUCAAAGGAUGGCAUUCCCGACACUUUGAUCAGUACCACACUGCUUCAACCCUCGGCCAUGAAGCGGACACAGCGCUGGCCGCGCACGCACUGCUGUCCGUUAUCCGUUUCGUGUCUGCGUCACAAGUGUGUGGUUACCCUGUGGAAUUGCGUGUGCGAUUAUAGCGCUGUGUUUGCCUGAUGACAGGGGGCUCAAAGUGCGAUUGUCUAAUGGUUCUUCUUCUCUGGACCUUGCUGUGAAGUGGGAUUUAAAUCCCUCAUACAUGUUUGACACUGACUGACAACUAUUGAGAGAAUCUAAGUUCCAAACCUCUCAUUCUCGAUGUACCAGAUGUUAAGGGUACUGAAUGCCUUGGUGUUGAUAUGUUAGCAAAUCAGGGUAUUCUUUUUGUCUGUAAAGGUGUCUUUGAUUUACCAGUAUAUUUGAUUUGUUUAUUGAUUUUUUUUAUGUGCCCCAUGCACACGGACUGUAUAUACCUUGUGCCUAGUAUAUCUAGUUUCCACAGUCUAUUUUUGUGGUAUGUAUGUGCCUGUAAAAAUGCAAAUAUGUGUUUUUAUUUUCAACUUGCAAUAUAUGUAAAAAACAUUAGAUGAAGACUAGUAUUGCUGAAUUAAAAUGACAAUGUCAGUAUAUAUAAUUUUCCCUGAUUUGGGAAACACAAAAUUGCACAUUUUUGUUGGUUCGAGCCUUCCAACACCAUACGCGCUGUACUUUCAUGUCCUGUACAUAUGGUAUACACAGAGACGUGGGGCACUUUGUUGUGUUUUUCCACAACCUCCUGUAUAAUAUACAUUUUCUACAGUGGUGAGCUCUGACAGGCUUCUGGUGGAUAUCGGCAGUCUUGACGUGAGCUUAGAUGAUCUGCUUGCUGCACACAGCCAAAAAUGACAAAGAAUAUAUGAACCAAAACUGUAGAAAUAAUUAUAAAUACAGGAACCACGCUAAAUCUGUCUCAAAUCAUAUUGUCGCACGGGUCUUUAAACUGAUGCUGGUUUACCAUCCCCCCCCAAAAAAAGAGAAGAUCUCUCCGCGGCUGAAUUUGGCUCACGGGCCUCAGCAGUCACACGCUUUACUCCCUGGUUGAGUUACCUUGACAGAUAAUAGCAGAGUGCAUGCUUGUAUUUUUCUUAUCAAAGCAGAGUUCUGUGUACGAUUCUUAGUGGGACCUUCAAAUCUAGACAUUGUUGUGAACCAACUACUGUACAAUGAUUUCAUUUAGCAGUUAAACCUUUGUGUCGUAGCUACUGUAGCCUGCUUCGCGUCCCUAAGCCUUCUCUCUGCUUCAGGACUUUGUGUAUCGUGUGCUUGAGUUUGUGUGUGUGUGUGUGUGUGUGUGCGUGUGUGUGUUCCUGUGCCUUUCCUUCUAUAAUGUUGGUCCCACUUGAGAAUAUGAUGCCGUUUAGGCGUUUGAAACCCAUGUGAGGCUGAGAGAGACGCCAGCAGAAGCUGGAAAGUGUUACACGGUCACGGCUCUUAAAAAAACAACAAAAAAAACAACGACGACAACAAAAACAACACUUUAAUGCUCCUAAAAAAAGACUCUAGCACAUCUUUAGACUUAGUAGCAUUCCACAGCCUACAAGAGCAGCUCGGUGUGGGCAUCCAGACACACUUUACCAGCACCAUGUAGACGACAGCACAGAUAUCUGACACAGCGUGUGUCCUCUCUCUCUUUCUCUCUGGAGGCCAACCAUCUCAGGCUGUGCUCUGCUUAACAAAAAGGUUCAAGUAUUUCAUCAAGUUGAUGUCUACCAUCCAGGUGCAAGUCAGCUCCCUGCCCGAGCCGCCGCGCCUCCAAAUCGAUCUCAAAGGAUCGGGGGGGGGGGGAUCUUUGGGAUGCUGGUUGCUAUUUUUUUGGCCGUCCAGUCUUUGCCGACUGUGAUGCACGGCAGGCGGCGAUGGGUUAGGGGGGCGGGGGGGCUGAUUUGAGCCUGCGUCCAAAAGGCUGUCCUGUCCACCACCUCUGCUGGCCGAGAACACAGAACCACACCCUGGUCUCUCUCAAUAAGCUGGUCUGUCAGUCAGUGGCAAUGUUGUUUAAGCGUUCGUAAAAAGACGAUACAUUGUUGUGCAAUAAAAAGAUGAGCGCAUUGGCAUACUUA
Gasterosteus aculeatus aculeatus (three-spined stickleback) is the source of this 8577-nucleotide messenger RNA. RefSeq names its product potassium/sodium hyperpolarization-activated cyclic nucleotide-gated channel 2. The record is from RefSeq and is a predicted model, not a curated record. Gene Ontology annotation, biological process: sodium ion transmembrane transport; potassium ion transmembrane transport; regulation of membrane depolarization. Gene Ontology annotation, molecular function: voltage-gated potassium channel activity. Lineage: Eukaryota; Metazoa; Chordata; Actinopteri; Perciformes; Gasterosteidae. Gene Ontology annotation, cellular component: membrane; HCN channel complex; dendrite.